CACAAGCACACGUCCGGCUACUCACCUUAAGAAUCACAUAUGAAGAAGAGCUAGCGGCGCUAGCUUAGCUAAAGUGCUUCAGUGCGAAUUUUUCUUUUCUAGCUUUUUGAGGCAUUCGUCGAGGCUACGAGAACAGCGACGCCCGAGCGGAGAAGUCAAAAAAAACACCGCUGUGAUCCCCUGAUCCGCCAUCGGCUCCGGCCUUCCUCUUGACAGCAUGGGCCCGAGGAAGAGAGGAGCGAGGAAGAGGAAAAGUGAAGAGGAUCUGGAAGGAGAGAAGGAAGGAGAGGAGAAAAAAGAGGAGGCCGAUCAGAGAGGAGAAAGGACUCGUGGAACCAAGAAGUACAUCGGUGCUCAUGUUGGGAUUCAAGGUGGAAUAUGGAAAGCAGUGGAGGCCUGCACAGAGAUUGGUGGCAGCAGCUUUGCUCUGUUUCUAGGCUCCCAGCGCACAUGGAGGAGGCCUGCCCUGGACCAGACAGCUGCAGCCAAGUUUCGGGAGCAAGUUUCCCUCCAAGGGUUCGACCCAGCUCACAUCCUGCCUCACGGGUCCUACCUGAUGAACUGUGGGUCUCCUAAAGAGGAUGUGUUUGAGAAGAGCCAGGCCCUGCUGGUGGAGGAGCUCAGCCGCUGCAGCCUCCUGGGACUCAACCUCUACAACUUCCACCCCGGAUCCUCGCUGGGCUCCAUCACCACUGAGCAGUGUGUGGAGAAAAUAGCCGGUGCUAUUAACCACGCUCACCAGCAAACACCUGCUGUGGUUACAGUGUUGGAGAACAUGAGCGGUCAGGGCAGCACCUUGGGCGGAAAGUUCUCGGAGCUGAAAAGCAUCAUAGACAAAGUGAGAGACCAGACCAGAGUUGGAGUGUGUCUCGAUACCUGCCACGCCUUCGCAGCAGGAUAUGACGUGGCAGCAGAGGGAGGAGUGAGUGCCAUGCUCGAUGAGUUUGACCAGGAAGUGGGGCUCCAUUUUCUCAAAGCCAUCCACCUCAAUGACUCUAAAGGUAAACUGGGCUGCAACCUCGAUCGCCAUGAAGACGUCGGUAAAGGUCACAUCGGAGUUUCUGCUUUCAGAGACAUCGUCAAUGAGCCGAGACUCGACAACAUCCCCCUGAUUCUGGAGACACCUGGGCGGCCAGGAUUCGAGUAUGCCGAGCAGAUUGAAUUUCUCUAUUCCCUCUGUGAGAAAAACUAAACAAAUAUACAUUUAGGGAUGAAUUAACACUGGCAACGUGAACCCUGCAAAACCACAGAGAAUUUAAGUUUUUGUCAAGAACCAAAGCGGAUGAGGUGUUGGAGGCCGUUCCCCUUUAAACACACACAGAAGUUAUGUGGUUGUGUAAUCACAAUGUGAAACGUUUCAGCAAGUUAUUUGUCUUUGAUUGAACUCAUUAAAUAAACCUGUUGAGAGAA
This is a messenger RNA of Paralichthys olivaceus (Japanese flounder), 1410 nucleotides long. Lineage: Eukaryota; Metazoa; Chordata; Actinopteri; Pleuronectiformes; Paralichthyidae. The record is from RefSeq and is a predicted model, not a curated record.